GCACUCUUAAAAAUUAACGAACGAAUGAAAGUAGGCGCUUCUCCAUUCCACUGCAUCACUGCAUCCUUUUUUUUUUUUUUUUUGGCACGCAGCAUCCCUCCGUGUAAAUCCGCAUCAUAUGGUAUAUAUCAUACGAAGGGCAAUCAAUGUUAUGUGAACCUCUCAAGAUCUACCCCUUCUUUCGCCCAGUUGGCCAAGCAUUAAUCACUAAAGUGAAGAAGCAGCAUAAGCGUACAAGUGCCUCUUCGAUGAGUCAAACCGCAUGCUAAUUUGUUUAUUCCUACGUUUGCUUCACUCUGAGGGGUUCGCUACUCGACUCAACUGACAUUCGUCGCCCACUCGAUUUACAACAUUUAGGGGGGACCACGUAGAUGCCCAAUUUGUGUACACGUGAAGGUACAUAUAUACCGGUACAUGCGUGGGUAACUUUUGAUUUGCCUACCCAGACGUUGUGCCGUUUUACCAUUUUUGGAACAAGAGAAGUUAGGUCGCUGGAUCAUUAAACAAUGAACGAUGAUAAUAAGGAAUUUUCCGGGAGAGACAUAUACCAGCUAAUAAAAAAUGCCAAGGAUAAGAUCAAAAUCGAUUACAAGUUUUGGUACACGCAGCCCGUGCCCAAAAUAAAUGACGAGUUUAACGAAUCGGUGAACGAGCCAUUCAUAAGUGACAACAAAGUGGAGGAUGUCCGAAAGGAUGAGUACAAACUGCCGCCGGGAUACUCCUGGUACGUGUGCGACGUGAAGGACGAAAAGGACCGGAGCGAAAUUUACACGCUGCUCACAGACAACUACGUAGAAGACGACGACAACAUCUUCCGGUUCAACUACUCUGCGGAGUUUUUACUAUGGGCUUUGACCUCUCCAAAUUAUUUAAAAACGUGGCACAUUGGCGUAAAGUAUGACGCGUCUAAUAAGCUAAUCGGAUUUAUAAGCGCCAUCCCGACGGAUAUAUGCAUUCAUAAGAGAACGAUCAAAAUGGCGGAAGUUAAUUUCUUAUGCGUCCACAAAACUUUGAGGUCGAAACGGCUAGCUCCAGUCUUAAUUAAAGAAAUAACGAGGAGGAUCAAUUUAGAAAACAUAUGGCAAGCUAUCUACACAGCAGGGGUUUAUUUGCCCAAGCCAGUAAGUGACGCAAGGUAUUACCACAGAUCUAUUAAUGUGAAAAAAUUGAUCGAAAUAGGUUUUUCCUCCCUAAACUCUAGACUAACCAUGAGUAGGGCCAUUAAACUGUAUAGAGUUGAGGAUACAUUAAAUAUAAAAAAUAUGAGACUUAUGAAGAAGAAGGACGUCGAAGGGGUACAUAAAUUGUUGGGCAGUUACUUAGAGCAAUUUAAUUUAUAUGCUGUUUUUACGAAAGAAGAAAUUGCCCACUGGUUUCUUCCCAUCGAAAAUGUUAUUUAUACUUAUGUGAAUGAAGAAAAUGGAAAAAUAAAAGACAUGAUUUCUUUUUAUUCUUUACCGUCUCAAAUUUUGGGAAAUGAUAAGUAUAGCACGUUGAAUGCUGCCUACUCCUUUUACAACGUCACCACGACAGCCACGUUCAAACAGUUGAUGCAGGAUGCCAUUCUCCUGGCCAAGAGGAACAACUUUGACGUGUUUAACGCGCUGGAAGUGAUGCAGAACAAAUCCGUCUUUGAGGACUUGAAGUUCGGCGAGGGCGACGGGUCGCUCAAGUACUACCUCUACAACUGGAAGUGCGCCUCCUUCGCCCCCGCGCACGUCGGCAUUGUGCUGCUCUGA
Molecule: messenger RNA, 1739 nt
Organism: Plasmodium vivax (malaria parasite P. vivax)
Lineage: Eukaryota; Apicomplexa; Aconoidasida; Haemosporida; Plasmodiidae
Product: N-myristoyltransferase, putative
Exons: 4
Coding region: 507-1739 (410 amino acids)
Biological process (GO): N-terminal peptidyl-glycine N-myristoylation
Cellular component (GO): cytoplasm
Molecular function (GO): glycylpeptide N-tetradecanoyltransferase activity
Source: RefSeq, a predicted model, not a curated record